AUGGAAGAUCAACAGUUUUGUUUAAAAUGGUGUGAUCAUCAUUCUAAUAUGUUAAAUGUAUUUGGACGUCUGUUGAGAGAUGGAGCUCUUUGUGAUGUCACAUUAGCUUGUGAGGGCUCAACUCUGAAGGCUCAUAAACUUGUAUUGUCAGCCUCUAGCUCAUUUUUUCAAGAUCUUUUCUCUGAAAACCCAUGCACUCAUCCUAUCGUUAUUUUACCAGAACUCAAGUAUGUUGAUAUCAAAGCUCUAGUAGAUUUUAUGUACAAUGGUUGGGUAAAUGUCAUGGAAACACAGCUUACAACUCUUUUGAAGGCUGCAGAAAUACUGAAAAUCAAAGGUUUGGGCGAAGCUCAUGAUCUUCAUAGUAGUACUUAUCCUUUAAUUCCCGAUACACUCGGUUCAUCCUCUAAUCCUUCAUCGUCAAAAUCACAUUCUUCUACGCUUUUUACUGAAAAUAGAGAAAGUUUACCGAAAAAUGCUUGUCCACAAAAGAAUGAAGACCCAUACAAUGCUCCAUCAAUGCCUAGUUCUACUGAUGACAGACUGGUAGAUUCUUGCAAGCAUGAUGUAUCCACUGGUGAUGCUGCAUCUGAAUUGCGAGUGAAAGAAAAUGACAGUUCCUUUGACAAUGUUACGGACAUAGAGCCUGAUACAGUCCCUUCAGUUAUGGAACAGACAAUGACCACUGAAGAUGUUAUUCCUGGAAGAAGCCUUCUUGAAAAAACAAUCCUUACAAUGGAUAUUGUUUUAAUAAAGAAGAUUACAUUUCUAGAUAGCUUUCUGGAAAAAAAUUUAGAGAAACACAUGAUAAUCCAUAAAGAUUGUGAUUUCAGUGAUGUUGUGUCUAAACAAGAAGAAGAAAUAGAGUCAAGUUCAUCUCCAAUAAUAUCGGAGAAAAAUUUGGUUAAGUUGCCUGUAUCAUGUUCAUCUUGCAACUAUACAUUAAACACUAUGAGUGAUGCACAAAGUCAUCUAAGUAUGAAUCCUAAUUGCCGUACAUCUCAGUUCAAAUGCCUCCUGUGCCCUAAACUUUUUAUUUGGCCAGCAACUUUGAUAAAGCAUUUUCGAGAACAACACCAAGGUCCUGGUGGAAUUGCUCGAGUAACUCAGAGAUUAUGGUACUUUUGUGACACAUGCAAAAAACCAUUACUUAGCAAACAUGCCCUCUUUCUGCAUAGAAGCAAGUUUCAUGGAAUUGGAACAGAUAAUGUGUCUGAGUCUUCAGAAAACCUAAACAUGUGUAAGAGAGGUCGAAAGACUGGCACUAGGGUAUGUCGUUUGUGUAAAAGAACUUUCACUUCAACUACUGAAUAUCAUAGUCAUCUUCAAAACUUUCACAGAAACAAAGAGUUAUCAUCUUCUUAUGCUGUUGAGUCUGCGUCUUCCAUGAAUGAAUCUUUUUCUUCAACUGAAAAUGAAUCAAAUUCCACUCAAAGUGUCAUUUAA
This is a messenger RNA of Uloborus diversus, 1446 nucleotides long. Its product is annotated as zinc finger and BTB domain-containing protein 18.3-like. The transcript is spliced from 5 exons. Gene Ontology annotation, cellular component: nucleus. The coding region runs from base 1 to 1446 and encodes 481 amino acids. Gene Ontology annotation, biological process: regulation of transcription by RNA polymerase II. NCBI's taxonomy places the organism in Eukaryota, Metazoa, Arthropoda, Arachnida, Araneae, Uloboridae. The record is from RefSeq and is a predicted model, not a curated record. Gene Ontology annotation, molecular function: protein binding.